Messenger RNA from Colletotrichum paranaense, 1857 nucleotides. RefSeq names its product C6 zinc finger protein. The transcript has 2 exons. NCBI's taxonomy places the organism in Eukaryota, Fungi, Ascomycota, Sordariomycetes, Glomerellales, Glomerellaceae. The record is from RefSeq and is a predicted model, not a curated record. Bases 1 to 1857 code for a protein of 618 amino acids.
AUGAGCACGCCAGACGACCCGCAAAUCAAAGACCCAGCAACCACGCCGCCGGCGUCAUUGCAGGUCCCCUCAGGCCGGAAGGGCACCAAGAAAGUUCGGACUGGAUGCCGGAAAUGUGACGGCUAUUUACCCUCGUCGAAGCCGGGGAGCAGCAAUGAUGGCAGUCCCGGUUCCGACGAUAGCAUUUCUCGCUUGAGCCCAGCAGUCUCAGCCUUUGCCGACUGGGCCGGCGGCUCUAGAGAGCAGCGUGCGUUUGACUUCUAUCGCAACUUUUCCGCCCCAUCUAUAUUUAGCGACGGAGUCGCCUCGACUCUGUGGAAGAAAUUGGUACCGCACUUUUGUCACGCCGAGCCCGCCAUUCGCCAUGCCGUCCUCGCUAUCAGCAGCCUCCAUGAAUCACUCGCACUACCCUCAACUUCGGAUCCAAUUACUGAAGAAGCAAAUAGCCCUCGUAUGCUUACCAACACUUUUGCAGCGGAGCAAUAUGGCAAGGCCUUGAAGUGCCUUCAGGAGUGGAAACCGACAGCAUCAUCGCCGGCCACCGUCCCGCUCUUGGCAUGCUUGCUGUUCAUAUGCAUCGAAUUUAUGCUUGGCGACGAGGGCGCAUCCCAAGUACAUAUCAACCAAGGCCGCACCAUUCUGUCGCAACUUGAGCCCUCUGCCGAUGUGGAUGUGAUUAAGAAGCAUUUCGUGCCCAUCUAUAGUCGACUUGGCCUCGCAUCCUUCCUCUUUGGGAGCUUCCCCGCCGCCAUACCCGCCACCCUUAAAUCGAGUACGGCAACGAGUCUAUACUUUGCAUCUGUCGACGAGGCCGAAGUGUCAUUAUACGAACUCAUCGAUGACGGCUUGAGGUUCACGGCGCAGGCUAAGAGAGCCGUGUAUUCCUGCCAGCCAGACGAUCCGACCUUGCUGGACCUGGCCCAUGAACAAGACGACUUUCUCGCACGGUUGUCACGAUGGCACAUUGCAUUUGUCGUGGUCUCAGCCACCGGUAUUGACGACAACCUGAGCAAACGAAAGUUGUGCAUGGUUUAUUACCACGCAGCCAAGAUUGCGAUCAGUACGGCCAUGGACCCCAAGGAGAUUGCUUUCGAUACGCACACCACAGCCUUUGCGUCCAUUGUCAGCAGUUCGGCAGAAUUUGUACAAGCCACACGCAAGACGGUUCGUGACCCGUCGGAAGCCGCCAAGUCGAUGCCCAAGUUUGUUUUCGACACCGAGGUAAUCCCGCCGCUUUACUACGUGAGCAUCAAAUGUCGACACCCGAUGCUGCGGCGAGCGGCCGUGAAUCUCCUCAAGCAAGACGCUGUGACGAAUCGGAGGGAGAACCUAUGGGAUGCCCAGAUGCUGGCUGAGAUCGGCAAGCGCUGCAUAAAUAUCGAAGAAGAGGCGGCGCGUUACCGCGAGGAGGCGUUUGACAUCACAGCUGGUUGGGAUACGGCAUCUUGGGAGGGUUCCGAUGGCGUGCCGGCCGGCCUCUUCCCGGCGGAGAUGGAAUCCGGGAUGGAGUGUGACUACCCCGUUCCUCGAUUCCAAUACCCGCAGAUCCCCAAAGCAACAAACUCGCAACAAAAUGAGGAGUAUGAGAGAACGCGGAUUCUUGUCAAUGAUCUGAUGCUGGAUAGCCACCUGACGCCCGGGUCUGCGUCUACGGGAUCAACGCCAUCAUCCGGGAGCAUUGGUAAUUUUGGCGCCUACCAGCUCGAGCCGCCCUUUGGCCUUCCGGAGCAUGCGAGGAUCAAGAACGCUCUAAUUGACAAUGAGCAAAGGCGAGGUAGCUGGGUGACCAUAUUUAUGGAUCCUGGAGAGGCUGGGGCGGCGAACUGGAAGGUUACCAAAGAAUUCAUAUCAAGGUGA